Messenger RNA from Pseudopodoces humilis (Tibetan ground-tit), 371 nucleotides. The record is from RefSeq and is a predicted model, not a curated record. Lineage: Eukaryota; Metazoa; Chordata; Aves; Passeriformes; Paridae.
AUGUCGUGGGAAUAUCGUGGGGAUAUCCUCUUCUACUCCUUCUUCAAGUCCCUGGUGGGGAAGGACGUGGUGGUGGAGCUCAAGAACGACCUGAGCAUCUGCGGGACCCUGCACUCCGUGGAUCAGUACCUGAACAUCAAACUGACCGACAUCAGCGUCACGGACCCCGAGAAGUACCCGCACAUGCUCUCGGUCAAGAACUGCUUCAUCCGCGGCUCCGUGGUGCGCUACGUGCAGCUCCCGGCGGACGAGGUGGACACGCAGCUGCUGCAGGACGCGGCGCGCAAGGAGGCGCUGCAGCAGAAGCAGUGACCCCCCGAACCGGGGGGACCCCUCCCCAAAUCCUGGGGGGACCCCUCCCCAAAUCCCGG